Molecule: messenger RNA, 2664 nt
Organism: Podarcis raffonei (Aeolian wall lizard)
Lineage: Eukaryota; Metazoa; Chordata; Lepidosauria; Squamata; Lacertidae
Gene: RDH14
Product: retinol dehydrogenase 14
Exons: 2
Coding region: 29-1051 (340 amino acids)
Source: RefSeq, a predicted model, not a curated record
CACGCUCUGGGGCGGGGCUCCGAGGGCGAUGGCCGCCGCUGCUGCCGCGGUGAUUGUGGCCGCUGCUCUGGGCGGAGGGCUGCUGCUCCUCGCCCGGCGCCUCUGGCCGGCGGCGGCCGCGGGGAAGGGCAGCGCUACGGCCGCCGCCGCCGCUGCCUUGUGCCGGAUGGAGGGCAAGACGGUGAUCAUCACGGGCGCCAACAGCGGCCUGGGCCGGGCGGCGGCGGCCGAGCUGCUGAGGCGCCGCGCGAGGGUCAUCAUGGCCUGCCGGGACCCGGCGCGCGCCGAGGAGGCGGCCCGGGAGCUGCGCGCCGAGAUGGGCCUGAGCUCGCGGGAAAGAGGCGGAGGCGGCGGCCGAGGGGAGCUGGUGGUGCGCCAGCUGGACUUGGCCUCGCUGGGCUCCGUGCGCCGCUUCUGCCAGCAGGUGCUGCAGGAAGAGCCUAGGCUGGAUGUCCUGAUCAACAACGCAGGGAUAUUCCAGUGUCCCUAUAUGAAGACCGAGGACGGCUUUGAGAUGCAGUUUGGCGUCAACCACUUGGGGCACUUCUUGCUCACAAACCUCCUCCUUGGACUUCUGAAAAGCUCUGCGCCCAGCAGGAUUGUGGUGGUUUCCUCCAAGCUUUACAAAUACGGCGAGAUCAACUUUGAUGACUUGAACAGUGAGCUAAAUUACAAUAAGAGCUUUGCUUAUAGUCGGAGUAAACUGGCCAACAUACUGUUCACUAGGGAAUUGGCCCGUCGCUUAGAGAACACAGGGGUCACGGUCAAUGUGCUGCAUCCCGGUAUUGUCAGAACAAAUCUAGGCAGACAUAUACAUAUCCCUUUGCUAGCCAAGCCCCUCUUCAAUUUGGUAUCUUGGGCUUUCUUCAAAACCCCUCUGGAAGGAGCCCAGACUUCAAUUUAUCUGGCCUCCUCCCCCGAAGUAGAGGGUGUAUCUGGGAAAUAUUUUGGAAACUGCAAGGAGGAACAACUGUUGCCCAAUGCCAUGGAUGAUUUGGUUGCAAGGAAACUAUGGGAUAUCAGCGAAGUGAUGGUGGGGCUAUUAAAAUAAAGGUCAAGGAGAAGCACUGUAUCAAAAUAGUGUCAAUAGAUAGUCUUUCAGAAUUUACAGUUUCUUGCUUCUGUUAUCUUGCCUCAUUGCAACAGAUGGAGCCCAAGUUAUUUUGCAUCUCUGGCUGGGAUUUAUCACAAUCAAUGCAGACUGUGUUUGUUUUUUUAAGAGAAAAUAUCAGAAUAAAUUAAUAUUUAAAGAAAAUAAUUAGAGGUGAAGGAGGUUUUUGUAUAUUUUGGGCUGAAGGGAGAUUUUUGCUGUUCUGCAAACAAAAUGGAAAGAUGUCUGCUUUUGUAGGUGUUUUCUGAUAGUUCAGUGCUUCAUAUCCGAAUUAGCUGUGCAUGGUACUGUAUUUGAAAUAUGUGGCAGCUUCAUUUUUGUGCUCCAAAAAGGAAUUCCAAGAAUAUAAGGCAGAGAAAAUCACCUGUGAAUCGCUCGAGUCAAUGAGUAUUUUUCUGCUUUGGUAAGAAAACCCAGCUGAAAACAGCUUGGCAUGAUGUAAUAGCACCAUUGUACACUGACUGUUCUCUAGACAUCUCUAGGAACAGUAUUCCGGAUGCAGAUGAUAGCAUAUUUCAGUCAAUAAUUGAUGUAUGCGUAACAAUGGAUUGCAUCUUUGAUGUUGUCUGACUUUGCAAAGCAGUUAUUGCAUUAUUGCAGUCCUCCACCACUUCAAAUAGAACCUCUUACUUCAGGUAUGCUUCUUUGGCUAGCAGCACUUCACAGAUCACAUUUAGUCAAACCUUUUAGGUUUAGUGUAUGGCACAGGUGAAAAUUACUGCUUUGCACAUGCUUACCAAGUCCCGAUCCACGACUGACUUUCUGUUUGUUACGUUUGCACACCUGAAGCGAGUACGUGGUUCUUCCAGAAUCAGUAAGCCAUGACGUUGCAUUCCUACACUUCUUAGCUGAGACUGUUCUCCUUUAGUGCAGUUGUGUGUUAAGAAAGUUUCACUUAUAUCCAUGGAACAUUAUAAUAUAAUACAGUGUUUUGCACUGAUUCACAUACAUAGAUUUUAUGUCCUUGGAGUUAUUUUGAGUGAUUUAUACUAACAAAAUAUGAAUGGGACAUUGCAGAGAAUCACAAACUAGAAUCUCAGAGCAAAUCACAAGAGUUGGCAGUGACACACAAAUCAUUAUGCAUGAAGUACAAUUCAUAAACGACCCGAUUCCCACCUGUAAUUGAUUAAUGCUAGUGUACUCGCAUUAAUGGCGAAUUGUGACCUAAGCUGCUGUAGCCCACUUGGCAAUUUAAUGCUUUUACAAACUACAGGCCAAACACAGUGAUUCUGAACUUGUUUCUUAGAAGUAAACGUAUCUCAGAUUGAAGUGUACAUUGGCUGGAGUGGGUUCUGAGUCAUUGGACUAAUAAGCUGCCAUCUAAGUUUGCACUACUAUACAAGAACAUUACCCAAAUUUUAUAUACAUAUGCACAGAUACAGAACACCCACCCUCACCAUCAGUCUAAACUUGUCUUGAAUUAACACCCACCAUAAAUUUUCAUAUAGAUUCUCUGCCAUGCAGAGUCGUUUUUCACAGUAUUUAGGAUUGAGUUUAAUUACCUAAAUGUGCCUCCUUUUGUUGUACAUAAAUAAAGGUAUAUCUUAAACAAA